Molecule: messenger RNA, 3735 nt
Organism: Anneissia japonica
Lineage: Eukaryota; Metazoa; Echinodermata; Crinoidea; Comatulida; Comatulidae
Product: protein SSUH2 homolog
Exons: 12
Coding region: 1517-2812 (431 amino acids)
Source: RefSeq, a predicted model, not a curated record
CCACCUGCCCCCCGCUGGCGCCGCCACUGGUCCAACAUACUGUAGGCCUAUGUGUAUUGGACCUAAUUUUAUUUCAUUAUACAACUGAUAUUUUUUAGCAGUGUCUUUUAAAUCGUGAACCAUCUGUUUAUGUUAACCUCCACGAAGGAUUUUACGUCAGCAGAUUUGCUAGCUCUUGUGUCAUCUAGUGUCAAUUACCCAAUCAUAUUGCUAGUUUUGAAAAGAAAGUAAAUUAGAUAAAGAAAAAAUACAGAAUGUGAGAGUUUUAUCUGAUAUAUGUGUAUUAAAUAUAAGUAUAUGAAUUUAAUGUCCUAUCUUGCUGUUGUUUAUAGGCCUAUAUGCCUACAUAGCAUUUAUUUUAUGGAGCUACUUAUAGUUAAUGUCCUGCAUUCUAAACCGAAGAUAAAUGUCCUACGCUUAUCGACUCCAUUGUUUAUACUGUCUUAACUGCAUAACAAAAGUUUUCAUUUGAAACAUUUUUUCCUGACAGAUUAUUUAGAAGAGUCCAAACAAGUCUGCUAUCAAGAAAAAAACACAUAAAAUUUCAUUUUAAUAUCAUUUAUUCAAAAAGGCUUAUAUCGAAGUGCAUUACUGUUAAUGAUUUAUCUGACACGUAUUAGGCUUAAAGAAAGUAGAUAAAAACCAAUAAUAAUUAUAUAAUAUUUAUAGAUAUUAAAGUAUAAGCUAUUAAAAAUAGCAAUUCAUCAGUAGGCCUACAAUAAAAGGGGUAUUUCGAAGGAAGCAAGGUAUUCGUUCGUGUACAAAGCAAACAUAAUUGUAUAGUAUAGUGUAUAGAAAUCUAUGUUUGGCCAAUUUUCCCCCCAGAUCAAAAUUUCUUUGAACGCUACAUUUGUUUUUCAAUUCGUUGUAUUUGUCUAUAUAUACGGUACGCAUUUGUAAUCUGAGCUUCAUUUUAUAAAUGGUGGCUUUCCGCUAUUGAAUCAGAUUUGAAUUAAUAAUUAGGCCUAAUGUAAAUUAGCAUGAAAACACUAGGGAUUGAAACGUUUGUCUAUUAAACCACUGACAAGUGAGCACCUUUCUGUUAAUAUUUACUGUUGUAUUCAAUGCGGUGUCUUUUAAAUUGACCUAAUUAUCGCGAUAUGAUAUUGCACAAGUGUUAAGCCUAUAUAAGUUAUAUAGGCUAAUAUUAAACGUAUUCAAAAUACAGAUUUACAAAUACACAAGUUGCCACAGCAAUGAUAAACAAUCGGAUAACAACCGUCAAAGUAUAUCGGUAUCUUAGAAACCGGAAUACUAUCACCGGGGUGGCACCACAUCAAUGACAGUAUGUAUCAAUACAUCAUCGCUGCCAUGAUUGGCGGCUAUCAAUAAUUGAUGUAUAGGCCUGAUGGGUCAACUGAAUAAUUGUUAGGCGUGUUGCACCCGGUGAUAAUAUUUAUCCUGAUAAUGGACUAGUACAUGUGAUGUCAGCAUUCCCGUUCCGAUGGGAAACAAAUUUUAGAACCUAUCUUUUUCGGUAAGUUUCUUGUGGAUAAUUGCCUGAAAGAAAAGGAAAAUGACGCUCGAAACUCACCAAGCAGACUCCCUGCCAGGCAUGCCUAAUGUUGAAGCAAACGCUCCAGUGUACUUAACCGAAGCGACAGAAAAAACUCCGAUUACAUACAUAGGUCAACCUCAUACUAACUCGUCCACAGCAAACUCAAAAACAAACAAAGCAUGGACUCUUCCUCUUGGUGAAGCCACCAGCGCAGCAUAUUCCUGGCCAGACGCACCAGACAGUGACGUGGUGGACAACCCCAACGCCAAGGAACCGUCGUAUCAGAUGACACAAGCAUUGCAGGCAAUUCCUGGCUAUGAAACAACAACUGUCCGUAAAGGAAAACCUCACAAGAAAAAAGACGUCCCCAUUUCAAGAGAUUUCCAACAAAAGUUUCAAGAAUUACCUGCUCCACUUUCCAAAGCAGAUGCCCAUGGUGUUUUGAAGGAUCAUGUAUCUCACAAGUGUUGCUAUGGGAAACGGGUUAUCAAUGACCUAGAGGUGGAUAAGGUGAUCAAUGUCCCUGUCCACCAGUACAAGCUGAGUACAUUUACGGAAACAAGACAAACAAUCCGACUCUUCGAACCCUUUAAAGGUCAGAAGAUUGACAACCUGAACAACCCUUUCCCUCCCACGAUAUGGGAAGUAAAGAACAGUCCAGAUUCCUUGUGGAAGAAACACACAAAGAAAUGCACUGUACCACAAUCAUCAACCAUUGAGACUUGUCAUGGUUGCACAGGAAGGGGAUUCAAUAAGUGCUAUCGAUGCCUGGGACGCGGAACGACAAAAUGCAAGAAGUGCAAAGGAACUGGAAAGGCUAAAGCAGAUAAUUGCUUAGAAUGUGCUGGAUCGGGAAACCGUCGCUGCCAACUGUGUCGAGGUCAUGCGUGUAUCGUUUGCUCAGUAUGCCAGGGGUACAAACAGUUACACUUCUACAUACAAUUAAUAUCUGAUUUUAACGUAUUGGAAGAUGAGGUAUGGUUGAAUGCAACUAAAGUGUCGACAAAAAGUCUUCAAAAGCUAAAAAAGAGCAAAGUUAUUGAAACUGAAAAUAUAAUGGUCAGUCCGAUUAUAAACUACUCAUUUGGAGACGUAAAUAAUGCAUCAGAUUCACUUGUAACCAAGCACUCAAAGGAACCAACCAAGUGUAUCAUCCAACAGCGUCAUGUUCUGUUUGCGUUACCUGUGGUGGAGGGGCAGUAUGUGUGGAAACGUAGAAUAAAAUCAUUCUGGGUCUAUGGACACGAGCGUCUGGUGUAUGCUCCGGAAUAUCCAGAGUCGUGUUGUGGCAGAUGUGCUUGUACAAUAGUCUAGAUGUCAGGCCGCCUGAGAAAUACUAGUCACUAACGUUAUGUAACAUUAUUCACUGUACAGUAUUUAAUCAUACAAUUAUAAAUUAUUAAUGCCUGACAUGUCCGUCCAUAAAUUCUAUAUUGUACCGUACUUUGUCAGUGACGAUUCAAACAGUUGUUGCAACUAUACUUUAAAUCAAUUCAAUUAAAUUCAAAUUUAUUUGAGCAUAAUUCAACACAUUACAAAAUCAUAAGUCUAAAUUAUAUUCUUUCCAUAAAAAAUACCCUAACGUAAAUAAGAGUUGGUAGGCAAAAUAGGGGUACCAAUUCACAUCUAACUUUGAGGGCUCCGGUGGAAAUUAAUGGCCCCAAUGGAAAGUUUUUUUAUACAGUAUUUUAAAACUUUGUCGGGUUAGCCUAGGAAUUAAUAUCUUUAAUAUCUGUUGUUCUUCAUUAUAUAUCUGUUCUUUAUUUUUGUUUUGCAUUCAAGAAAUGUUUUGUGAUUUUAAUUCCUGAAUAAAAUCAACGAAAUGAUACGUGUCAUAGUCCAACUAAAAUAUUAAUUAAAUAUGAUAAUCAUAUAAGACAAUUUAUAUAAUACAUCAUGCUAAACGUAGUAUAUGUUUAUGUAAAAUAUUUCGUUAUUAGCUAGCAGUUGAUGUAGGCCUAAGCAAUAUAACUGCUAUAACAUUUAAUUGGGCAACAGUGAUGGAACGAUUUAAAAGGUGAUUAUGUGCUAAUGUUUUGUAAUGGCCUUAAUGAUAUAAUAUAUAUUUGUGUUGAGAUGAAUAUAUAAUUAUAAUAUAAUAGCUUAUACAAUAUAUAUUCAAUACUGUAUUCGAUUAAUGCAUUAGCUUACCUUACAGUAUAUCAACAAUAACCAGUUAUACAAGGCUGAAGCUAGUGCACUAUAUACUGUAAUAUUAUAAACUAUACUGAAAUCAA